Molecule: messenger RNA, 699 nt
Organism: Ciona intestinalis (vase tunicate)
Lineage: Eukaryota; Metazoa; Chordata; Ascidiacea; Phlebobranchia; Cionidae
Source: RefSeq, a predicted model, not a curated record
GAUCUCGAAAAGAAAUUGAAUGACAAGGGAAAGGAGAUGGAAAAAAUAUCAAAAGAACUCAAAACAACAAAUGCUGAAAUGAAAGAAUUGAAAUUAUUACUUGACAUGUACAAGGGAUUGUCUAAAGAACAAAGAGACAAGGCAGAAAUAAUGGCGAAUGAAAAAGUUGCAACAUCUGCCAGAGAUGAUCUUGAGAAGAAGAUCAGAUCGUUGGAGGAAGAUGUUGCUCGUGAGGAUGCGAGGAGCAAAGAGUUGGAGAAGAAGCUACAGAGAUCGGAGGAGCAACUUGCAGAUGCGGUAGUAAAGAUGAAGGAAGAGAAAGAUAGGAGAGAGAAGAAAGAAGAGGAGCUUCUACUUAGGGGUCCGGAUGCUGAUUCGUUGAGAAAGAUGAAGGUAUUGGAAGAAACGAUAAUCGAGCUUCGGCGCAAUCUCUCGGCCACCAAGCAAGAGGAGGAAGCUCUUCUAUCGGAGAUGGAUGUUACGGGACAAGCGUUCGAGGAUAUGCAGGAACAAAACAUGAGGUUGCUGCAACAGCUACGCGAGAAAGAUGACGCAAACUUUAAACUUAUGUCUGAGAGAAUAAAAGCCAACCAAGUUCACAAACUUCUACAAGAAGAGAAAAGUGUUUUACAGGAUCAGAACAACACGUUGCAUAUGCAGGUAAAUAUGGGGGGUUCUGAAUGAUAUGUGACCUUAAAU